Ficedula albicollis (Collared flycatcher) is the source of this 2457-nucleotide messenger RNA. Its product is annotated as tripartite motif-containing protein 7-like. Bases 1 to 1407 code for a protein of 468 amino acids. Lineage: Eukaryota; Metazoa; Chordata; Aves; Passeriformes; Muscicapidae. The transcript is spliced from 7 exons. Gene Ontology annotation, molecular function: zinc ion binding; protein binding. The record is from RefSeq and is a predicted model, not a curated record.
AUGGCUCAAGAAUUGCUGGCUCUGGGCGAGCGGUUGGUGGCCGAGACCACCUGCCCGCUGUGCGUGGAGCUGUUCUCGCAGCCCGUGCUCGCGGCGUGCGGGCACAGCUUCUGCCAGCAGUGCGCGUCGGCCGUGCUGGGGGAUCCCCCUCGCCCCGCCGCCUGCCCGCUGUGCCGCUCCCCGCUGCAGCCGGGCUCGCUGCGCCCCAGCCGCUCGCUGGGCGCCGUGGCCGAGCUGGCCCGGUCCAUGGGGGAGCUGGCCCGGGCUCGGUGCCCCCGGCACGGCUCGCUGAUGGUGCUGUUCUGCCAGCCCUGCGCCGCCCCGCUCUGCGCGUCCUGCUGCUCCGGGCUCCAGCACCGCUCGCACCGCGUCCUCCUCGCCGAAGAGGCCGCGCGGGAGCUGCGGAAGACACUCCAGAGCAACCUGCUUCUUCUACAAAAACAGAAGGAAGGACUGAAGCCCAGAGAUGACCAGAAAAGCCGUGAUCUGCUGAUGAAGGUGAUGUUGGAGUUGCAGCGUGUGCCUGAGACCUUUAAGGAGCUGCAGCAGUUCCUGAAGGAGCAGGAGGAGAUCCUGCUGGCCCAGCUCCAGCAGGUGUCCCAGGAGCUUGUUGAGAAGAGGUGUGAAUACAGCUCCAGGGUUUUGGAGAGGGAGUGGCUGCUGGACAUGGUGAUUGCACAGAUCGAGGAGAUGCAGGACAAGCCGGUGGUCGAGUUCCUCAUGGAUGUUGGCAAAAUCCUGAGCAGCUGUAAGGCUGCCAGUGCCCCAAUCCCAAAGCCAGUUUCCCCCCCACUGCAGAGGAGAGUUGAGAGCCUUUCUGAGAUGAGCCAGCUGGUUGUGGACAUGGCAGCCAAAAUCAAAGUGAACCUGCAGAGCAGGGUAGGCUGGGAAAAGGAGCAGGUGACGCUGGACCCAGAGACAACGAGUCCUUACCUGAUGCUCUCGCGGGACCACAAAACCAUCUGGCACGAAAAUGGAAAACGAAACCUCCCUGACACCUCCAAGAGGUUCACAGGCAGCUCCAGUGUCCUGGGCUCCCGGGGGUUCACAUCUGGGAGGCAUUACUGGGAGGUGGAGGUCAAGAAAGGGGGCGACUGUGCCGUGGGAGUGGCCCUGGAGUCUGUGCCGAGGAAGGAGUCGCUCAGCGUGGCCAUGGAGAAGAUCUGGGCCCUGCGACUGUCCUGGGACGGCCAGUACAGAACAUUCCACGAGUCCCCUGUCCUGCUGGCAUUCAGGGAAGGGCUCCGGAGAAUCAGAGUCCACCUGGACUAUGAAGCAGGCAGAGUGACCUUCUACAAGGCAGAGAACAUGACGCAGAUCUUGCAGUUUGAGGCCACCUUCACUGAGAAAGUCUUCCCGUAUUUUUGGCUCUGGUCAGAUGAAAUGCACAUCCGGCUGUGUGAGUGAUAGGGUCAGAUGGCUGCCGGCCCCCUGCCGUGCCCUGGGCUAGCUGAGCAGGGAGGAGCUGUGGGAAUGGCAGGGAUCACGCUGCACACUCCCUGCACCUCUGGAUCCCCUCCGCGAUUUUCUUCAUCUCCUCUCGCUGAGUCCUUCAGAGCAUUAAAGAAGUGCUGUCCUGCCUGGGGGUGUCUGCGUGCUGGUAUCCUGGCUACAUCCCACAGUGAUGGAGUCCUGCCUCUCCCUGUGGGCACCGAGUACAUAAAAUAAUCGGGAGUGAGGAGGGAAGAGGCUCUGAUUGUCCUUUGUUGCUGCUUGCUGCAGCUGUGCUGUGCUGGAGGAUGCAGCCACCCCUCACACAGGAAUUCAGGCUGGAGCCAUGAGCUGAUAAUAGUGGUGCUAACUGCUCAAAAAGUUUGUAAAAAAGGAAAACGCUCAGGGAGGGAGAGCGGGAAUGAGGGCACGCCUGGAAGAGCAGCAGGAGCUGGGGGUGCGAUGGGGAAUCUCUGAGGUCUGGGGUGGUCAGGGAAGGAACAAACUCUGUCUAAACCAGGAACCGGGCAGAGGGAUGCAGGCUGUGGGUCAUGUCCUAGAGAUCUGAAUCCAGAGUGAUCACUGGAGACAGCAGGACCACCGGAACCACUGGAGAGACAUGGCAGAGGAUGUGCCAGGGACUGGACAGCACAGGUCUGCCAACCCUGAGCUGAGGGGAAGCUGUGUAUUCUGAAGAGUUUGUGUGGAGUAGAAGUGGGGGGCUGUCAAGUCUCCCUUCUCCUGCUCAUCGCCCCGUGACCCCCAUCCUGGUGUCACAGGGAUGCGCCCUGCUUUAUUUGUCCAGCUGCUCACCAAACGCCUCGUAAAGCGGCUUUUGUUCUCAUGGAGAGCUCAUUUGAUGAGAAAUGAUGUGGAAAUGGCUCUUUGAGGAGAAGUGAUGUGGGAAGUGCUCUUUGUCUCAGCGAGGCCGUGCUAUCUGCCGCGUUUGUGCAUUCUUUCUUUAAUCUUCCCCAUUUUCCCCUCACGCCCAGGCUAAAGGGAGACGGCCGGAAACAUGGCGGCAAA